AUGAAUAAAUAUUUGGUCCAAACUCACUCCAUGAAUGAAACUAAAAUUGAGACAAAAUUAAAUCUAUUUAAUUGCAACAUCAGUUCCUUUAAACAAUACCUUAUCUAUAAUAAAAGCACACUGUCCACGCAUAAUCUGCUUGAAACAGAUGAGAGGCGAACAAGUAAAAAAUUUAUUUAGAUAUAUAUACUACUAUGCGCACAAAAAUUCUUUAAGAUCUGGAGGCAUAAUAAUAGGAGUUCACAAAUAAUUCUAUUCACAAAAAAUAACUUAUUAUUAUUAUCCUCAGAAUUAUCAACCAUACGACAAUUUAAUAAUUAAUAUAGUAAAUCAAAUUGUAGAGUUGGCUACAAUUAAUGUAUACUUCCACAGUAGACAGGAAUUUAAAAAUAAUUAUCAAAUCUUUAAAAAAAUAAUAAUUCAAAUCAUGGAAUAAAUAGGAUACUUAACAACUUUACUAAUAUGUGGAGAUUUCAAUUAUAAUAAAUCCCUAUUCCAUUCCUCAAUAAUUUAAUACCAAACAAAAUAACAUUCUAAAGAAAAAAUUUAAACUACCUUAUUCGCUCAUAAACUGA
Molecule: messenger RNA, 575 nt
Organism: Paramecium primaurelia
Lineage: Eukaryota; Ciliophora; Oligohymenophorea; Peniculida; Parameciidae
Source: the annotation of a GenBank genome assembly